Messenger RNA from Eublepharis macularius, 10428 nucleotides. It is a transcript of the gene HYCC2, whose product is annotated as hyccin PI4KA lipid kinase complex subunit 2. Gene Ontology annotation, biological process: phosphatidylinositol phosphate biosynthetic process; protein localization to plasma membrane. Gene Ontology annotation, cellular component: plasma membrane. Lineage: Eukaryota; Metazoa; Chordata; Lepidosauria; Squamata; Eublepharidae. The record is from RefSeq and is a predicted model, not a curated record. The transcript is spliced from 13 exons. The coding region runs from base 273 to 2036 and encodes 587 amino acids.
GAGGCGCCGCCGGCGGGGGCGGCAGCACCAGCAGCAGCGAGGAUGAGGAGGGUGGCGGCGGCGAAGAUGAGGGCGGCAGGGGCUGCGGCGGGGGGCGGCGACUGAGAACUGGUGACUGUUUGCAGGACUGGCAAAUGCAUUCCCGUUUGGAAAAUGGCGGCAUUCCUUCGCUACUUCCACUAGACAACUGACUUACACAGACUAACACGGCUAACUCCUCUGGAUCUGUUUUCCCUUUGCGAAGGUGAAAAAGGAGUAGAAGUUGUAAGAAAAUGCUUGGAUCAGAACGUGGGGUGGUAGAAGAAUGGCUAUCAGAAUUCAAGGCAUUACCUGAAACUCAGAUCUCCAGUUAUGCUGCCACGCUUCACCGGAAGAAAACAUUGGUGCCUGCUCUUUAUAAGGUCAUUCAGGACCCAAAUAAUGAGCUUCUGGAGCCUGUCUGUCACCAGCUCUUUGAACUCUAUCGUAGCUCUGAGGUUCGUCUGAAAAGGUUCACGCUGCAGUUCUUGCCAGAACUGAUCUGGGUUUAUCUGCGUCUGACUGCCAGCAAAGAUCGGCAGAGUAACGGCUGUAUUGAAGCCUUGCUCUUAGGGAUUUACAAUUUGGAAAUUGCUGACAAAGAUGGGAACAAUAAAGUUUUAUCUUUCACCAUCCCGUCGUUAUCCAAGCCAUCCAUUUACCAUGAGCCGUCUACUAUUGGAUCCAUGGCUUUGACAGAAGGAGCCCUGUGUCAACACGACCUCCUCCGAGUAGUUUAUAGUGAUCUGCACCCUCAGAGAGAAACAUUCACAGCACAGAACAGGUUUGAGGUGCUGAGCUUUCUUAUGCUGUGCUACAACUCUGCCAUUGUCUAUAUGCCUGCCUCUUCCUAUCAGUCGCUUUGCCAGAUGGGCUCCAGGCUCUGUGUGAGUGGGUUUCCACGGCAACAUGAAAAAUGCUGGAAGGAAGACUGUGGCAGAGUCGUCCUGGAUCCCGACUUCAUGGUCCAGCUCCUCACGGGGGUUUAUUAUGCCGUAUACAAUGGACAGUGGGAACGUGGCCAAGAAACCCUGGAUGACAUAAUUUACAGAGCACAGCUUGAACUCUAUUCUCAGCCACUGUUGGUUGCAAAUGCUAUGAAGAACUCCUUGCCCUUUGAUGCCCCCGAUGCAUCCCAAGGAGGACAGAAAGUCCUGAAGGUGGAGGUGACCCCAACAGUGCCGAGGAUUUCUCGGACUGCCAUCACAACCGCUUCAAUCCGCCGGCAUCGCUGGAGAAGAGAAGAUGGCUUUGACUUCUCAAACGAUGCUGACUUGAGCAUUCCUGGAUCCCCCAUCCUUCCUGGCUCCACAGACCUAGGGAUCAAACGCGAGCAAGAGGGGGACGUGCUGGUGCUCAGGACCCCUGAGCGUGGCUCACCGGAGCUCAACUUGGCAGCAGCCACUACAGAGGAUGUUGAUGGUAUCAAUGGAAGAGAAGAAUCUGUGAAUCUGAAUGAUGCGGAUGAAGGAUUUUCAUCAGGGGCAUCACUGAGCAGCCAGCCAGUCGGGGCCAAACCACCUUCAUCCACAUCCCAGAGGGGCAGCUUACGGAAAGGAGCAAGUGGGCGUUCGGCCAAAGAAAAAGAAGUGACCUCGGCUGCCAAGUCCAGCAGCGAGAGCCCUCGAGAGUCUGCCCGUAAGCAGUACCUACACCAGUCGGUCGACCUCGGUACAGGCGCAGUUGAAAUGACUCCUACAAAGAAACACCUGAGCCUGCCUGCCGGGCAAGUGGUGCCAAAAGCCAAUAGUGUGAGCCUGAUCCGGACUGCCAGUGCUUCUUCCAGUAAAUCAUUUGACUAUGUGAAUGGCGGUCAGGCAGGUUCCAUUGUUGGCAUCGGCAGCGAGGGCAUUACUAACUUAGCAGCAGGCAACACCAAUAGGUUUUCAACUAUCAGUCUACAGGAGGACCGCUUAGGCCAAGCUGGGAAUGGUCAAGAUAUCCUCCCUGCCGGAGCUCCUCUGACCAAGCAGUCCCGAUCCCCAAGUUUCAAUAUGCAAUUGAUAUCGCAAGUUUAGCUUUGUUGUCUUUCCUACACUUUCCCCUCUUACCCAGUUCCUCUUUGAGCAUCAACAGCAACUAUCAUCCUAUGUGGUGUGAGAACCCUAGCUUUUGUGAUCUUGUUCAACUCAUUUUCGAUACCAUAUUAUAUUUUGUACUGAAACAGCAAUAAAACCUCAUGUUCCAGUCCUUGCCCCCCCCUUCCUGCCCCCCCCCCAAAUGUGGUUGUGAAGCCGUAUAAUAUGUACGAUAUGCCUUUUCCAUGCCUUCCUUUCUCCUUGGGUGAUGUGCAAUCCAUUGUAGGCUGAUCAGUCCCAUUUCAACACUGUGAGUCUUGAGAAGAUCAGAGGAAAUGGCGAAUGUGAUCCCUAUGAAAAUGAAGCUUUUGGCUCUUCUGAGGAGUAGAAACGGGUUAGUUUUCUCAAUCUGCAGUUCUGCACAGACUACUGGAUUGUGACUUUUUUGUUUCAUGGAACCAGGAGUGCCUCAGAGAUGGCAGUAGGACUUCUGGACUCUGAGUUGGGGCCGCCAGUUCCCAGGGAGGGAGUGCUGUCGUGGCUCCUGGUGGCUGUCUGAAUGCACUUUGUCAUUGGAAUAAGAGGAGACCUCCUUCUCUGCCAUGCUCCACUCUCUUACCCCAAAUGUUUAAUGUUCAGCAACUGAGACAUGCAUGUUACCAAGUUGUUGCCCCCUCGGAAAGAGCGGGCGGUAAGUAGACAGUGUAGGUUACAAUGCACUUCUAAUGGCGUUGUAGCCAUAUUUCAUGUUCUGUGUCUUCCCCCUUCCCCCUCCAGGACACAGGGUUGUUUUGCAUAUAUACACUAGGACUUUGAAAAAUGAAUCAUGUUUAAAAUAACUGUGCAAUGGAAAAGGGGCACCCAGUUUUCCCAAGCUGCUUGGUUACUGCUUCUUUAAAAAAGUUAUUUUUGUACACUGGUGAUCUUGGAACCAAGCGAGAACAGCUGCAGUCUUUACAGUGGUGUGACUAAAUUCGAUUGCGGUAGAGAUGGCAUGUUCACCAGCAUGUUGUGUCAGGGAACAGAGGUCACGGUUGCUGGAAACACGGAACCAUUGGGUUUCCCUUUAAACAUUGUCCAAGCCGUGAGCGCGGUGGCAGCCUCCUGUCCCAGAAGGCCUGUCUUUUGACUACUCCCAGUGCAUCUGUGACCAUUUCAUGUAGCUAGUAGGGGGUUCCCCCCACCCGUGACGGUCUGAGAACUCGUGCCAGUGAACCCGCUCUCGAAUGCUUGUGAUUGGGGUGUGGGUAGUUCUCGGCACUGGCGCUGUCGAUCCCUGCUUUAAAUGGCGUUUCUUAUUCCAAAGGCAAGCGUGACCAUGCUUUGGUCUGCCUUGUGUACCUAAGAAACAAAAGACAGACAAUGUGUUCUUUCAUUUUAUCCCUUGCUAUAUGUUGAACUGGAAUUGUACAGGUUAUUUAUUAAUCUAGGGAAUGAAUGGAUGGUAUAUUUUUUCCCAUUGGCAGUUUGAGUUCAUUACAUUAGAUGAGGAAACUUUGCAGUAGUAAAAAUAUAAUGAGCUGUCUUGGGUGGAUUAGACUGUCACUCAGAACUAUGAAGUGCCAUUAUUUUGGUAGUGAACUUUUAAAACCCUUUUCAAACGUCACGGACUGUUGCCUCUUCCUCUUCUCCUUUUUUCCUCUCUGACUCUGUUUUUUUUUUUAAAAAGAAGCCUGGCCAAGCGAAGAGCCAUUUCUUGUAGCCGAGUUAUUAUAACAGUUGCUUUGGAAGGGCCCCGAGAUUAAACAUUAUAUAAAACAAAUCCAGGAAAGUUAAACGGUGACUUAGUAAAUACUUGCAAAUCAGUAUAUAUGGUGUUUAGCUUUCUGGGCCUUGCUUUUGGCUCUGACUUAAAUUGUUAAAAGGGCAAUGCCAAGAAGGUGCUUCAGAAAAUGCUUGUUUCCAUGGAGGGAUGAGGGGUGUGCCUUCCAUUUUCCAGGGCACUGGUCUGAUCCGUACUUAAAGCAGAAAUGUUUCCUUUUUCAAAAACAUUAGAAACUGUGGCAGGGACCCGGAGGGCCACAAGCCCAAGAUGGGUGUGCUUUUUAGGACAGUCGCCCAUUGUGCCGUGGGGCAGGCCACUGUUGAACCCGAAGACGCGCCCCAGACACGGCAAGAGAGGGUGGACUGAGGCCAGGUCAUCUGCGCAGAGAGGUGAAAAUCCCUCCAGGCGCCCCUUUGGGUCGUGGCGCAAACAAGAAGGAACGUUAGUCAGGGGAAAACCGCCACAGCCGUGCUUCCGACCCGUCCUGCUGCUUUGUGCCCAUCAGGAGGAGGAGGUCAGAUGCUCAAACUAGUUUUGAAAGGACGGGGCCGGCUUAUUUCUGACAGACAGUGGCGGUGCGCACAGCAUAUAAAAAUCUGCAUAUGAAGCCUAUUGAGGGUUGGCAGCCCUGCUGUCGAAUGCGGAGGUUUGUCUUCAUCUUGUGGGGCUUAUAGAUCAUUACACACACAAUAACCAAAAUAUAUUGUCUUGAGUUCAGAUUAAAAUUAGAAUAAUUUUUACGGGUGAUGUAGUCAGAUAUGGGUAUUCAAACUCAAACUGAUCAAUAUUUUGGUUCUCUUCUGUUCAGUUAAAUUGCUUAUUGUUUUCUUUGUUUUUACUCUCUUGGCAUAUUUUAAUCUUUGUGUGUUGUUGCUCUUUAUUUCAUGACUCUCGCAUGUGUUUAGAUCCUCUCCCAUACCUGUGGCCUCAGGUGAGGUGUGUUCUCUUACAAAUGAGUGCUGCUGAAGAUGUAUGUCUUACUGGGCCGAAGUAGACACGGCCUGGGAGUUCCGGGGUUGUGUUCUCCUGCACUUUUGCAGACUUCAGAGCAGUUGUAUGGAGAGGCUCACUUGACUGGAGAAGUGGCAGGGUGUGUGUGUGUGUGUGUGUGUAAUGGUUUCCUUCUCUGCAGUUUCUGUGGUCUAAAUCAUACUUUCCACACACACACACACACCAAGCUGCUUUGGGUGUCUUUUUAAUCAGGGGGAGAGGUUAAAUACCCCCCCCCCCAGUGUCACUUUCCAGUUAGAUUAACAACUCCACACUUGUAAGGCAUCUAAAAACCAGCCCCCCCCCCCCACCGAAGGCGCAGGAGCCCCUCAUCCUGUCUAGACUGGGCUCUUACUCACUAAAAGGAAGCCGUCAUUUCAAUAGCUUGUGGUUCCUGCUGCUUUAGUCUCUGCCGCUCCAUGCCAAGUUGUCCCAAAGGUGUGUAUGGAAACAUUCUGCACGUGCGGCUGCGUGGCUAUAAAUCAUGGCUUGAUGUGCAAGGAAGGGUACCCCGUUUCUUAAGAGGCUGGGAAUUUCAUGUAGGCUUGUGUGCUCCUCCCCUCUUUCUCUGAAAUUCCUCCCUAUUGUUCAGUUAAAAAUGCACAGAGAUGAAUGCAAAGGAAUUAGCUAGCUUUAAGUCAGAGUUUGUAGCCUGCUAUUAGCCAGGGCUUCAAAUACUGGUUUAAAGCUAACUCUGGAUAACAUUGAGCAUGAACCAGACAUAAUGCUAAAAACGGAAGCGUGUGAGGCGGAGGGUAUCGGGCUGCUUUUGAACCGGGGCCAAGUGAUCCUGGAGACUUCUGAGCGUGGCCCUCUGUGCUGGGUGAAUUGCUAGGGAAAGGAGAUGAAAGGGUGUCAGAUGGAGAUGAGUGUGUGAGCCUUCUCACAUGAAAAGUCAGUUCUGUUGGCAAAGGAGAAAAUGUUAAAACAGAAUAUGCUUUCCUGACAAAAACAGAUACUUGCUUGUAAAGACUUUUGCUCCGGGAAUUCUGUGGCGUCCUAGCUCCAAUUACGUGGCGAUGGCAGCUCCUGACAGUAAUUUGUUCCAGGCGCAGCUAACAUAAGAGCAGAAGGUGCCUCAGAGGUAUGCACUUACGUACCUGUGGAAGAAAUGUCAGAGAGGAAAAAGUUGCCUUGAAAUUGUAAAAUUGAUACCUUUUACAGGGACAGUUUACAAGCCAAGAGCUGGGUAAGGAGGACGAUGCAGCUUUUUUGCAUACACUGUGGAAGGAGGAGGUCGCGUGUCAGUUGAGCUAGCGUGUGACCUUCCAGCCGUUAGCGAUGAGGAGGAAAAGUAAAAACACACAACUACCAGCUAGUCGGCAGACUUAAAUGGAUGGGGGUUUUGGUUACAGGAGUGAGCAACUUUUCAGAAUUGCCCUCCCACCACAGCAUGACCGGAAGUGGCUGGAUUGAUACCCAACAAGAAGCAGCUUUGUGUUGACUUUGAAGGCUGCACCUCGUUCACUACAAAAGUGUGAGUUAUGGGCAGCUCUCGGGGUUAGUUCUGUCAGUGUGAAACACGUAUACUUCAUACGAAAAUGAGAAACUCCUGUCCUAGUGGACCUGUGUUAUUUAAACUACGUGUAGGAUUUGCAGAUGUGUUUGAUACAUAAAUCUGACGUUUCACACUUAAAGUAGUUGAUUCCACACGCUUUGCUUUGCUGAAAGUAGUGAAACUAUAACGUUUUCCAAUUAUUUUAUUUGCACUAUUUUGUGAACAGUAGACUUUGGUGAGGGACAUUUUGUUUAUGUGAUGGGUGUGUGUAUGUGGGUAGAUACUUACAUUUGUCACGUGUGGACUAUCGGUUGCCUCAGUUGUAUGCUGUAUGUAGAUAUAAUCAUAAUAUAAGAUCCUAAGGCAAAAUAUAUUCCUAAAUAGUGGCAAAGCUACUGCAUCUUUCUUACCUUUUAAUAUAUAAUAUGGUUUGCAGUUUCAUCUUUAAUAAUCAGUAUUUACUUGUUAAGGAAAAGUUGGCUACAGAUACAUUCUGGUGGAAUAAUUUUUGAGCCGGAAGUGCUACCACAAAGCUGUGAUUCAAACUGUGAUGGUGCCCCCCGCCCCCCCAUCCUGGGAAUGCGCCAAUUGCAAUUUAACUUGUAAAACAGUUCAGGUGUUGGAUGAUAUAUACUGUGUUAUAUUUAAGAAUUAUCAAACAAGAACAUACCGAAAGUCAACAUUAAGACUGUUUGGAUAAUUUUAUCCUGUAACAUUGUUUUCAGAAAACCACAUAUGUUGGAACAGGUGAGCUGUAAUACUCAAAAAGGAAGUCAGGCAAACCUUCAAGUUCAACUGGUGAAAUUGCCAAAGACUUGUUAAAUUGUUGUCUAGUUUUAAAUGCAUUACAUACACACAGGGAUACAUAGGGAUAGAUUAUGUAUGUAAAAUCCUUCGCUGGUCAGUUUGCGUUUAUUUUAUUACCACCACCACCCCCCAACUAGGUGCAACAAAAUGGACAAACUUGCUGGGUACAGUCUAGAGAGAUGUUUAUUGUCUUGAAAUCAUGGAGACUUCAUUGGCUCAGCUGUGUAUUGCAUCAUUGAGCACUUCUGUUCAGCACAUCUUAAAUAUGUCGGAUCCCUGUGGAUUUCAUCAUCCUUUUUUGAAAUUGACCAUUUAAUUAUUUCUGCCAUGUCUUAAGGCUGAAAUCCAAAGAGCUAGUCAAGAUGUCUUGUGCUUAUGCUAACCUCUUGAAUUUAAUAUUUUACUUUUCCUUUGGGGGGGGGGGAUGACAUACAAGCCACACCACAAACUCCAGCUUUAAAGAGACUUUGCUGAGUGACGUUGAGAGGUUUGUUUUCUAAAGGAAAAUGUCUGUAGCUCCCUCUUACGAGUUUUAGAUCAUGUACGCUUACCAUUUCAUUUAGUAUUUUAACUUUGUGUGCAGUUGGUAAUUUAAAUAAUCCAUAAUCUUCCCCUAAAAUGUGUAAUGAUAAUUACAUUGGUUUGGUAGACUAGAAGGUAUUUAUCAAACUUGAGGCAUCCCAGAGAGUACAUGAGGGAGAUUUUGAAAGUAAGUGCAGGUAAAAAUAGUCAUAGAACCAUUUUCAACACCUUGUAAAUGCAAAGAUAAAUUCAGCGACAUUUUUUUUUCCAUUUUGACACAAGAGUAAGGAGUGCAUGUGUGGGUGUAGCCAUUUUAAAUCAGUCACUUACUGCAUAACUUAGGGAUGAUUGGGACAGGGAAGGGUAUAAAUCACAACCUGUUCUAUAAUAAUCUUUGAAAAUACAAUGUAUAAUGCCGUUUCUUCUUGCUGUGCCAGUGGAAGACGCUCACGAGGGUGGAUCCCCCGUGUGGCCCUUUAGCCUUUGGGCACCAGCUCUCUCUGUACUCCCUGGAAGGGCAUCGGUGGGGCUUGUGGACCAAAGGACCUCAAAUACAGGAAGUUGCCGUGAGAGAGUUGGGCGGAAACUCCACCCGUGCCUCCUCCACCAUUUCGAGUGAGGGAAGGGCAGUUUUAUCCUCUUCCUCCGGCUCAAUGCAGCACGCCUGGCCUGGCCUGGUGGCCGGGGAUUUUCAGGGGUCACGGAGGACUGCCGGAGGGAGGGAGGCAAAGCGGAGGAGUGCAGCUGCUGGACUGAGCCCAGAGCAUCCAGGGUCGGGGCAGGCUUAUGCUGUGAGAAUUGGUUUAUAGUCCCUGAUUAAAAGUUCAGCCACCUUUCAGUGAAGUCUUUUUUUAAAAACAGAAUUCUUCCAGUCAGUUCACUCUCCUUUUCCAGAAGCAUUGUUAGAUACACAUGUGCAGUAAUCCUUGAUCAUUUGGAAGCUGGGUUCUCUGAAGCACAUGUGUGCAGGUUGCAGAAGCAGAUCCAAUGCGGUGCUGCAAGUCAUGAGAUUCAAUACACAAGCUGCCAUAAGGAGGAGAAACUGGACAAAAUCAUGCCCCCCCUCACCCUCCUGGACACACACAUUUUCCUCUACAGCAAGCAGUGCUUCCAUUGGCAUGGCAGCAAAGGGGCGCUUUUUGCCCAGUUCCCUUAUCUCAGUGUAGCCCGCUUCCCCCCCCCCCCCGCCCCGGGCCGCUGAGGUUACGUUUUAACCAUGCAAAUUCCAUGACCUUCAGCGUUGCCGUUUGGGAGUCCUGGGGAGUCCGUGCCUGACUGCCUUCUGCUCACACUUCAUAAGAUGUAACCCUCUGUGUUUUGCUUAGUCAUUAGUGUUAUUUUUAUUUCCGAGACUAUUCCUCUUGAAAUUACAUGGUAAAAAUAUUUUCGUGGAUGCAAAGAAGUGUAUUAUUAUCUAUCAUUUAUUUUAAAAACUGAAUCCCCAGGAAGUCUUCUGUGCAGUGUCUCAAUGCUGAAAUCCUUAUACAUUUAAAUCAUAUGACUACUCUUAAGCGUAAAAUAACAGAAUAGUUUCUGGUGCUUUAAUUCAAGUGGGACCAAGAUUCCUUCAUUUGGGUACUACCAUUAACCAGUCCAUCUAGUUUGAAGACCCAUAUCUUUAUCCUACAUAAAACAGGCCUUGAAAUUGGCACGCAUGGGGUGUGGUGGGGGACUACUGAAUUUUCUUAAGUUUACACAAGUUCUCCUUCCUUAAAACUUGAAAUUUUUAUUUAUGAUAAACGAGACUAGGACAGUCUGUAUCAUUUCCAUCCUAUAAUCGAUUUUGAUUUAGUAAUCAUUCUGGAUAAACAUGCUAGUGAAAAAAUUUCCAUGGAUCUUUGAACUUUUUUGUGUGCAUACAGCUGUUGCUAUUUUUAAAGCAAGACUGCUUAUAAUGUUCUUACCUUUAUUGUAGACAUUGUGGAAAGGGUAUUAAGUAAUUAUUUUUGUUUGAAAAGUGGCUUGAUACAUAAACUCUUAAUUGGGAACACACUUUCGGAUUAACCUAGAGGCAGGGUUAUCGUUAUUUGAUCCAGCCACCCAUCUAAAACUACUCAUGGGUCUGAAUAGUUUUUACAAACUAUUAAUUUAUUACAAGUUGUGAAUGGAGAUGCCCCAAUGCAUUUUUAAUAUUUGUAAUAAAAUGCAAUUAAUCUUUUGAUUCUUACUGUCCUGCUGAGUUGAAGUCAGUUUGACAAGCAGCUAUGUAAUCCUCUAGGGUUGAAAGACCUUUCCUUCCCCUCUCUUUCUUGUACAAGGUUUAUUCUCUGAGAAUUUUGAAGAAUUUUUACUUGUUGACAUUAUGCAACCUGUUUUACCUCGUUCAUGAAAGAAGCAUAGUCAGAAAAAUACCCCACUUAACUGUAAACACAAUCUGUUUGGCAAAAGGACUUGAAGUUAUGUUAAUAUGCCACCAGCAUGAGUGAGGAUGCAUGUUGGUUAAUGACACCCAAAACAUUCAAGGUUAGGUGCUGGCAAAAGACUAAUCGAAACGGAGGUGUGAUAAAUGGCAGUGUAGUAUCGGGGUGAUCUAAUGUGAGCCCUGUGGAAGAACGCUCAGCUCAGAUGACAUGUUUGAAGAUCGUUAUAUUCGUGCAUGUCAGCCAUUAUCUUAACUGUCUUACUGAACCUGGUUAAUGCUGUUGACUGUUGUUGAAAUGUGAAAUGUAGUUAACUGUUGACCUUGUAAAUAUCUGCCAGAGAUAAAGGAUAUUUUAAAUCAUUGUAAAUACAGAUGUAUAAAAUUGAAAGAAAUCUGCAAUGCAGAGAAAAUAUAUAAAUAUAUAAAGAUUAAAAUAAAUAUUGUGCUG